Penicillium malachiteum is the source of this 861-nucleotide messenger RNA. RefSeq lists its product as uncharacterized. The transcript is spliced from 3 exons. The record is from RefSeq and is a predicted model, not a curated record. The coding region runs from base 1 to 861 and encodes 286 amino acids. Lineage: Eukaryota; Fungi; Ascomycota; Eurotiomycetes; Eurotiales; Aspergillaceae.
AUGUGGUUCUCAUAUGUUUUCACCUUCUACUUCUUACUCCUCUCCAUCUUCCCCUUCCUCUCCAUCAUCCUCUUCCUCUUCUUCGCUCUUGCCUUCUCACCCCUUUCCCACUUCUCCUUCGUCCAGAACACACCUCUUCACCUCGAAUUUCUUCGCGCGUGGGUUUACCUUACCGGUUGGCGUGGCUCGCAACUCGGAUUUGAUUCUCAGUCCUGCGUUAUCCAGAUUGGAUAUCGCAAGCUAAUCACAUCACUUGUUGCAAUUCCAAUUGGUUUCUGCGAAAUGUCGCAAUCACGCGAAAGAUCCGUCACCAUAAAGACCGAGCCCGGGACCCAGCCCGCGGCCCCGUUGAGGUAUUCUGCAGCGCGCUCGCAGCCUUCGCGAUCAUCUAAGCCUGCUAUCAAAGUUGAUACUGGCACCAAAAAUGGCCGGAGGGCCGCGAGUACUUCUGAGCCGCCUGCAAAGAGAAGCAGGACUUCCUCCUCUACGACUUCCACCUCCACGGCCUCCCCAUCGUCCGGCAACAUCCCGCCGAAGCUAUCGUUCAUCCCCGAGGUCAUCUGCCCGGCCAACGCCUUCUAUUCCGUCGACAUCAUCAACCAUGCGGAGUUCUUCAGGCCCAUCGAGCUUAAGCGUCCAGCCGAGCUCUUCGAUGCCAUCGAGUUCAUCGGCCCGACCAACGUCUUCUCUGCCGUCAAGCUCCACAUUCCGCUGGCCACAACCGUCAUCAACUGGUUCAUCAAUGCGGUCAACUCCUUUAAUCCCAUCGAGCACAUCAACAUGGUCUCUGAUGUCAUCGACCUCAUCUACUCGCUCGAUCCGAUUUCGAUUACGUCAAGCGAACACAGAUGCUUUUCUUGA